Messenger RNA from Entelurus aequoreus (snake pipefish), 3094 nucleotides. RefSeq names its product BRISC and BRCA1 A complex member 1 (gene babam1). Lineage: Eukaryota; Metazoa; Chordata; Actinopteri; Syngnathiformes; Syngnathidae. The record is from RefSeq and is a predicted model, not a curated record. The transcript is spliced from 9 exons. Gene Ontology annotation, biological process: mitotic G2 DNA damage checkpoint signaling; double-strand break repair; positive regulation of DNA repair. The coding region runs from base 125 to 1246 and encodes 373 amino acids. Gene Ontology annotation, cellular component: BRCA1-A complex; BRISC complex; nuclear body.
UGGCUUCAUUUCCGGUACGGAAGUCAUAACAAAGACUUGCUAGUAGGUAAUUUAUUUGGCGGCUUUCAAUGAGUUUUACCAUUUAUAAAUCCUAAAACCCGCUCAUCCAUAAAAAUCAGCUGCCAUGGAGACCCCUGAGCCUGGCCCAGCCGAUGGAGAGGAGCGCUCGGUGGAGCUGCGACCACGAACCCGCUCCAACCCUGAAGGUGCCGAGGACCGUCGUAGCAGCACCGGUAGUCUUGGAGGUGGAGGCAACCCCAACCUAUCACAGCCAGCUGUCGGCAGCCGCGUCGAGGGCGAAGGCGAGGCCUCGACCAGCGACAGUCCUUCGACUUCCACCACGACCAGCAUCUCCACAGCUGUGGCUCAGACUGUGACCCCUGUGGCUGCUACUGCUGCUGUUACACCAAUGCAGCUUGCUGCUGCUGCUGCCGCCAAGGAGCGUCCCAAGCCCACACAACAGCUGCCUCCACUGUCAACCCCUCUACCUCCACCAGCAGAGUACCAGAUACGAGUUCCUCGGGUCAACUGUCCAGAGAAAGUGAUCAUCUGCUUGGACCUUUCAGAGGAGAUGUGUUUAUCAAAGCUGGAGUCUUUCAAUGGGACUAAAACAAAUGCUCUGAACAUUUCCCAGAAGAUGAUUGAGAUGUUUGUGAGAACUAAGCACAAGAUUGACAAGAGACACGAGUUUGCUCUGGUGGUGGUCAAUGACGACGCUCUGUGGCUGUCAGGCUUCACUUCUGACCCCCGCGAGCUGUGCAGCUGUCUAUACGACCUGGAGACCAACGUGUGCGAGACUUUCAGUCUGGAAGAUCUUCUCAAUGUUAUUCGUCAGAAGAUUGAGCUGCCAUCGAUGGAGAACAUCCAGACCGUGCCGCCUCCUUACGUGGUGCGGACUGUGCUCAUCUACAGCCGCCAUGCUGGGCAGCUACAACUCAACCCCUCUGAGGGCGUCAGUAAGAUGCUCCAGUCUCCCUAUUUUUUCUUCGACGUGGUCUACCUACACAAUGGGGCAGAAGAUCAGGGGGAGGAAACCAGCUGGCGGGAGAACUACACGGCUUUCUGCAACCUAGACUCAAAGGGAAUGGGUUAUCGCUUUGAGGUUUCUCUGAGCGGCCCUGCCAUCGAGCUGCACAACUGCAUGGCCAAACUUCUGGCUCACCCUCUGCAGAGACCUUUCCAGAGCCACGUGUCCUACAGCCUCUUGGAGGGGGACGAGAUGCAGGACGUGGAGGCCACAGUCUAGAACAGGACUUUGUUCUGUGAGGUUCAAACGCACACUGAAUAUUAAUAGACUGGCACAGGGAUUGUCCAAAAACACGUACAUUUAUCUUAUCUUGUAGGUUUUACUCAUGACUAAAGACUGGCUAAUAUUUAAAGAAUGACAAAAACAUCAAGAUGAGACCACCUCAGUACACACGUAUGCAAUAUCAAUCAACAAAGAUGUGAACUGGAGCAUAAUGUACUGUUGUGUACUUUCUGUGUGGAAUAUUUUUACGUGGUCAUCUGCACCUUUACUAAAAAAGAAAUGGUUUGUUUUAGUCAUGUUCUACUCCCGCACGAACACAUGAUUGCAACAAAUGGAUUUGGCGCAACCUGUUUACCCUCAUAAACACAUUAUAACGGGACUAUCUGUGAAUGUAGCUUGUCGGUAAAACUCUGUAUAGUCGGUUCAAAAACAGUUUUUCAAACUGGACAAAAUGAAGUGACAGAAGAAAGUUUAUUUUUCUAUUUCUGAACAUACUUGGGUUUUUUUUCUCACGUUCAACAUUCCUGUCUUCGGCCGCGCUUACUCUGCAUACCAAAUUGGAUUUUUUUGCCCUCAAGUGACACAGAUCUGAUUAUUUUUUUGCCAGUCUAAAAGCCCCAAAGUGUUUCAAAUCGGAUCUUUUUGUAUCAGAUUCAGGCCACAUCAGGAGGUAGUCCUGAGUCUGAUCUUUUCAAAUGUGACUUCGGUCUGAACGCAAUGCAACCCUAAUGUGAUAUUUUGUCGGCUUUGGGCGAGCUACGUAACUUGUGUGCGCCAGGAAAGACGCAGUCGCCAGCGGAAGUGAAUAUUUCAUCACAACAUCCGGUUUUGGUGAGCAACGUCUAUUAAAGACGAUUGCAUUUUUGGUGCAUCACUUGUCAGUAGUGCGCAAAUAACAAGCUAUAUGUAAUGCAUAAAUAUAUAUUUUGACUCCGAAGAAAUGGCGAUUGUUGAAGAACCGGACUUGACGCUGUACCGCAUUUUCUUACAUGUGAGUUGAAUUAUAAAGCUCCUGUAGAUUCACGCUGAUGUCUGUGUUCCUCUACUUAACAGCUAUUAAAAGAUUAGAACCCUCCCAAAUAUAUUACACUAUAUAUAUCCAUUCGUACAUCGCUUGAAUUUAUUUCACAUAAAUACACAAAUUUUUAAGGUGUUGCGACUUUUAUUCUAUUUUGUAAUAGUAGUGACUUCCUCCCGGUCAACUUUCUUUGUUUUCACUUUAUCGUAGUGCGCAUGCAAGUGAGGUGGAGGCCACAUUUGGGCUAUACGCGUUUACACUGGAGUCUGAUAAAAACAUUUUACUUGCAGUGUAAACAGUCAGCUGGAGAAAAUCAGAUUUACAUUUUUUUUUAUUUGGGCCACUUUGGACUGCAGUGUAAACGUAGUCUUUGACAGUGUCUGUUACAAAGUAGAUGCACAUGCGUCAUGGCCAAAAUCUCCAUCUAGGUGCUAGAGGAUGGGGCUAUAGUCCCCGCAACUCACCACCACAAAUAGAUUGCUGUCCUAAAGGAAACAGCGAAUACCUUUUUAAAAAAAUGUGCCUUUACCAAAUAAUACUGCUCUGUUUUGACAUUGCCAGUGAUGUAUUAAUUUAACAAUAUCUUUAUUAUUGUAGUUGUGCUGUAGUGUAGAAGUGUAUCGUAUUAUCUUUCUGAUCGUUUGGUUAACUUAUUGUGUGGCAGCUGUCACUACGAUGCAGUACAGCUCAACAGUACACGUCAAUGUAUGUUUUUUCAUUGUUACAUUAAAUAUCUGUCCAUGCAGUAAACAUACUAUCUAUUUUUACUUAUAAAAAUGUUUAUUUUAUAGACAAUAAAUUACAAAGACAAAAGUUAUUUACUGUUU